Papilio machaon (common yellow swallowtail) is the source of this 2051-nucleotide messenger RNA. It is a transcript of the gene Vamp7, whose product is annotated as vesicle-associated membrane protein 7. The record is from RefSeq and is a predicted model, not a curated record. Gene Ontology annotation, molecular function: SNARE binding; SNAP receptor activity. The transcript has 4 exons. Gene Ontology annotation, cellular component: membrane; SNARE complex. Bases 304 to 963 code for a protein of 219 amino acids. NCBI's taxonomy places the organism in Eukaryota, Metazoa, Arthropoda, Insecta, Lepidoptera, Papilionidae. Gene Ontology annotation, biological process: vesicle fusion; exocytosis.
CUUUUUGCGCUCAUGCUCAUGUCAUAUGAAAUUAUAAUUUUGUGCUUCAGCAAUCAGCAAGUGUUGAAAUAACCAGCUUUUGUGUACAUUAAUAACGAAUUUCAGUUUUACUAAUUGUGAUCGUGACCGUGACCAGUAUAAAUAUCCUUCAUAAAUAAAUUCUUGUAGUUUUAAAGCAGAAUAAAUACGCAAAAAGUUAAAAUUAUUUGUGAUAAUACAUUACAUAGUGACUAAUAAAUUGUUUUGUUUGUCUUUAUACUCUCAAUACCAUAAUAUCGAAAUUAUUCGAAGUAUAUAAACAAAAUGCCGAUUCUAUUUAGCGUUGUUGCCCGGGGCACAGUUGUCUUGGCUAAGUAUGCAACUUGCGCUGGAAAUUUUACAGAAGUCACUGAACAAAUACUAACAAAGAUUCCACCCCGCGAUGACAAGCUUACCUACUCUCACGGAAAUUACCUAUUUCACUAUAUUGCCGAAAACAAACUGGUAUACUUCUGCAUUACUGACGAUAAAUUUCAACGUUCGAGAGCAUUUCUCUUUCUAAAUGAAAUCAAGAGAAGAUUUACGUCAGCAUUUGGGGAUACUGCACAGACAGCCAUCCCCUAUGCUAUGAAUGGAGAGUUUUCAAGAGUUCUGGCCACUGAGAUGACACAUUACAGCGAGUCAAAAGACUUGGACACUAUAUCCCGAGUGCACGGUGAACUUGAUGAACUGAAAAACAUCAUGGUUAAAAAUAUUGACAACAUGGCGAUGCGUGGCGAAAAACUAGAAUUACUGGUUAAUAAAGCUGAUAAUCUGGCGACACAUUCGGUCUCAUAUCGUGCGUCAGCUAGGACCCUCCAGCGUUCCUUGUUCUGGAAGAAUAUCAAGAUGUACGUGAUAUUGAUUCUCAUCGUUGCUUUAGCGAUAUAUCUGAUAGGAGCUAUGGCUUGUGGUGGACUUGCGUGGAGGUCUUGUGUUGGUUAAUUACAUUUAAUAAUCAUCAUGUUAUCAUAAACGAUAAUUGUAUAAAUUAUAGAAAGAUGUAUACCACGAAAUAUUGUGUUAGGCAUUCAAGAAAUAUCCUAUUGAUUCAGGUGUAACAGUCGUACUCAGUUUCUAAUUGGUCGUUAAAGAAGUGCUUUAGUUUAGUUUUAGAAUGAAAUCUACAUUAAAGCACUAUUUAAGUGACCAUUAAUAAACUCUGCGUGCGGCUGUUAGUGUAUAUUAUUGAAACCCUUUGAAAUGCUUUUUAAAAUUUAUAUUGUAUUUUAUUCACUAUUUGAUAUUAGCACUAUGAGUUGUAGUUUACUCGAUGCAAUCUAGUUAUAGAAAGUUACAAAAUAUAAAAAAGAAUGCGACAAGUUUUUUUUUAUUUUUGAAAUUUGACGGUUAUGAAAUAUUCCAGUUUACGCAAUAUAUUAUUAUAACAUGCAACAGAUUGUGGUUUUAAAAAGUAUUAAAUGCAUAGAAAUAUUUUUACUGACAAUGUAUGAUUUUUUUUAGAUUAUAUUUGUAUGUAUUAGUGUGGGCUUUGACUGCAAUUACACUUGAAAUGACAUAUAUUUUUGUCUCUGUUCUUUAAAAGACAAAGUGAAGGAUGACAACAUGUGUCAUUACAAGGGUUAUUUCACGCCUUUACGUCUUUUGUGUGGUCAUGGUAUUUUACUGGUCGGGUUGGCCCAUAGUCUACUACUGUUAUUAGGUGUUCCCUAUAAAAUCGAUGGGAAAAAAAUCUAAUUUUGCCGAUUGAUUGGAUAUCCGAAACAUACAUAAUGAUUUUCAAUAUUAUUUCACUUGACCAUCUUAAAGACGAGGAUUUUAGCUUGUGAUGAAGCAAAUUAACGUGGGUUUUGUACAACUUGUUGUGACCUCUCAUUUACACUGAAAAAUCUGAGAUGUAUGAUUUGUGUAGAAUUUCUCCAGUGAAUAAUCACCUUUAGAAAUUUUAAUUGAACUUUGUAAAUUCCAAUUCUCGCAUAACCUACAAAAAUUAAGUAGUAAGAAAUAAAAACAAAAGACAUGAAUUCGCGUAUUUUAAAACUCUUUGAAUGCCAAAUAUGUAUUUGUCAAUA